AUUUUCUGGACAGAGUUCGAACCAGUUUUUUCACGAUUGGAAGACCUAGCUUUUACCUGAAAUAGUAUAGUAAGCAUGAUCACCCAAUGACAUUUACUUUCUGGGCCUUUUGCUCGCAUUGAGAAGUAAAUACAUCUAAAUUGUAAGAAGUUAAAUUUGUUCAAUUACUUGAUUACUGGUGAUUACACUUCCCUUCCACCUACAGGUACUAUUCUAUGUAUGGACAUGUAGAGAAACUAGCAGAAGAGAUAAAGAAAGGGGCUGCAUCUAUUGAAGGAGUUGAAGCCAAACUAUGGCAGGUCCCUGAGACGCUACCGGAUGAGGUGCUUGGCAAAAUGAGUGCUCGUCCAAAGAGUGAUGUUCCAAUCAUUACUCCCAACGAACUUGCUGAGGCUGAUGGUUUUGUUUUUGGAUUUCCCACGAGAUUUGGUAUGAUGGCUGCUCAAUUCAAAGCAUUCCUUGAUGCAACUGGUGGUCUAUGGAGAACACAGCAGCUUGCAGGCAAGCCUGCUGGGAUCUUCUACAGCACGGGAUCCCAAGGUGGUGGACAGGAAACUACUGCGUUGACUGCCAUUACUCAGUUGGUUCAUCACGGUAUGAUCUUUGUGCCCAUUGGAUACACAUUUGGCGCUGGUAUGUUUGAAAUGGAGAAGGUGAAAGGUGGAAGUCCUUAUGGUGCGGGAACUUAUGCUGGCGAUGGCUCAAGACUUCCAUCUGAGCUUGAGCUGGAGCAGGCCUUCCACCAGGGGAAGUACAUUGCCACCAUCACUAAGAAACUCAAGGAAGCUGCAUGAUUCCUAUUCACUGCAAAGAUACUGUUUGCCAUUCUUAAAUUAUAUAUAUAUUUUUUAGAAUGGUUAUAUACUAUUCUUAUGUGCUUGCAAAGUGUCAUUCUUGCUUCGUUGGAUAUGUGAUUUGCACGUGUUAUUGUAAGUAACAGUGAUUUAUGUCAAUGAUA
Ilex paraguariensis (yerba mate) is the source of this 958-nucleotide messenger RNA. The record is from the annotation of a GenBank genome assembly. Lineage: Eukaryota; Viridiplantae; Streptophyta; Magnoliopsida; Aquifoliales; Aquifoliaceae.